UUGACCUCCUCAGACGUUCUCGAGGCAGCUGGAGGCGGGACCGUGACCCGCUGGCAGCUCGGAGCUAGCCGGGCGGCCGGAGCUAAAGAGCGCCCGAGCGCCAUGAUUCCUCUGGAGAGGCCGAGCAGCGGCGGCUCUUCCCCGGCCGCCGCCCCCGGCUCGGGUCGAGUCGGCCGGGGUCUGACCACGCCGCGCCGGCUGCCGCCCCCGCCCCGCGGGCUGCUGACGGAGAUCCGCACCGCGGUGUGCACCGAGCCCUUCCAGGAUGCCUACAGCCUGAGCCCGGGCCGGGCGCUGGGCAGAGGGAAGUUUGCAGUGGUGAGGAAAUGUAUAAAGAAAGAUUCUGGAAAAGAAUUUGCAGCAAAGUUCAUGAGAAAAAGAAGAAAAGGCCAAGAUUGUCGGACAGAAAUAAUUCAUGAAAUUGCUGUUCUUGAACUAGCACAGGACGAUCCUUGGGUCAUUAAUUUACACGCAGUCUACGAGACGCCAUCGGAAAUGAUCCUAGUUCUGGAGUAUGCUGCUGGGGGUGAAAUCUUUGACCAGUGUGUUGCAGACAGAGAAGAAGCCUUUAAGGAAAAAGAUGUUCAGAGACUCAUGCGGCAGAUUUUAGAAGGUGUUCGCUUUUUACACGCUCAUGACGUAGUUCAUCUUGAUUUGAAGCCCCAGAACAUUCUGCUGACAAGUGACUCUCCACUGGGUGACAUUAAGAUCGUUGAUUUUGGUCUUUCACGAGUACUGAAGAACGGCGAAGAGCUCCGGGAGAUUAUGGGCACUCCCGAGUACGUGGCUCCUGAAAUUCUUAGUUAUGAUCCUAUCAGCAUGGCAACGGAUAUGUGGAGCAUUGGAGUGUUGGCAUAUGUCAUGCUGACGGGAGUAUCGCCUUUCUUAGGCGAUAAUAAACAAGAAACGUUCCUCAACAUCUCACAGAUGAAUCUGAGUUAUUCUGAGGAAGAAUUUGAUGUUGUGUCUGAGUCAGCUGUUGACUUCAUCAAGACACUUUUAGUUAAGAAACCUGAAGAUCGCGCCACUGCUGAGGAGUGUCUGAAACAUCCAUGGCUAACGCAGAGCAGUGUUCAGGAACCUUCUCUCAAGGUGAAAGGAGCAUUAGAAGAGGCACAGGCCCUCCAGGAAGGCGAUCCUGUGCCUGAAAGCCAUUCAGAUACUCAGAAGCCGGAAACCGAGGAAUCCGUCGUCACAGAGGAGCUGAUUGUAGUUACUUCAUAUACUUUAGGACAGUGCAGACAGUCUGAAAAAGAGAAAAUGGAGCAAAAGGCCAUUUCCAAACGCUUUAAAUUUGAGGAACCUCUGCUGCAAGACAUUCCGGGAGAUUUUAUCUACUGAGCAGUAUUUCCCUUUAGAACUUUAAGAUUUCUAUAUUGGAAACAUUAUUUAUGGACUUCUGGCCAAAUGGUACAUGUGCUGAAAGUGGAUGACCAGGUGUCACUGGUAGAAACUAAAAUAACUUUGUCAAACUUGUGGAGUUAGAGGAAUCAAGCCAGAUUUAUAAAGUUGCCAACCAGGAGGUUUAACGGGUAAAGUUACCUUUUUCAGAGUUCUUUUUAAGAAGGGAGAUGCUUGAACCUUUUAUUUCUGCAUCCUGUUUCUCCAGAAUGAGAAUGUGUAUGCAAAGAUAUCUGUAGUCACUUUCCUUAAAACUCCAACUAAAAGUGCCAAAAUUAACAUCUUUGUAAAUCUGUUUUGCAUUAUUCAUAUCUGUAUCUGCAUAUAUGUAUGUUGAUGUUGUUACUAAAAUUGAUACUUUUUCACUUUGGAUUUUUUGAGGGGACUAAGAUUUUAAUUUAAAUAAGUAUUUUGCAAAUUUCUGAGACCUAGAAUAACAUCCGCUAGUUAAUAAUGUCUUAUUUUUAUAUUUUAUUACUGCUCUAUGUUGACUUGAUUUGGCUUCUGUUGUCUGUUUUCUUCCUAAUGCUUUGCAGCCCUAUCAGUGGAAAAGCCUGUGGCUAAUUUUAGUUUUUUUCUUCAACAUCACUAGUAAGAGUGGUGGUGAUUUUUCACCUCUGAAAUUGUUCUGGUUUUCAAGGUCAAAGGUUAAGUCACCCAGUAAUGUUAACCCAGUGUUCGCUCCGCGCGUCCCUCAUCACACCUUCCUUGUCUACCCUCUUUCACAGGCUGCACCCCUGCCGCCUCCUCACACGCUUGUCACCUGACUUUGGUCUCUUGCGAGAGGCAGUGUGAUCUGAUCAACACAGUGGUGCUUCGGUCAGUGAGAGGACGCUAUUAAGUUGUUUUUGUUAAUAAAAUCCCCGGGAAUCGGGGAAGAAAUAUAAAGCACAUUCAUGCUGGCCAUCGAGCCUCUCUGCUUCUGUUGAAUUUCCUAUUAGCCCCCAAGCAAUACUAGGAAAAGUGGUAAGAUGCCGGAAUAUUUAUAAACCUUUACUUUGUUCGUAAACGAUUUGACAUUGGAAACUUUGUCAUUAGGGAGGUACCCUAAGACUUGUAAGAUUUAUAAGAAUAUACUCAGUAGCAUUUAAUUUACUUAGGAGUGAACACUUCAGCUGUAUCUGGGCCCACAGUGAGCAAAUUCCUAUUUAAAAAAGUGGAAAUGUAAAAGCGUAUGCUGUAUAACUUAAAGCAACUAAAUCUUCUU
This is a messenger RNA of Lagenorhynchus albirostris (white-beaked dolphin), 2608 nucleotides long. It is a transcript of the gene STK17A, whose product is annotated as serine/threonine kinase 17a. The transcript is spliced from 7 exons. NCBI's taxonomy places the organism in Eukaryota, Metazoa, Chordata, Mammalia, Artiodactyla, Delphinidae. The record is from RefSeq and is a predicted model, not a curated record. Gene Ontology annotation, biological process: positive regulation of apoptotic process; intracellular signal transduction; protein phosphorylation. The coding region runs from base 103 to 1341 and encodes 412 amino acids. Gene Ontology annotation, molecular function: protein serine/threonine kinase activity; ATP binding. Gene Ontology annotation, cellular component: nucleus.